Molecule: messenger RNA, 1010 nt
Organism: Atta colombica
Lineage: Eukaryota; Metazoa; Arthropoda; Insecta; Hymenoptera; Formicidae
Gene: Clp
Product: cleavage and polyadenylation specificity factor subunit 4
Exons: 4
Coding region: 31-903 (290 amino acids)
Molecular function (GO): RNA binding; zinc ion binding
Source: RefSeq, a predicted model, not a curated record
UGUUUGAUUGUUCAAAUUCUUGCAAUAACAAUGGAGUGUAUAGUAGCGAAUGUGGAACAUAUGCGAUUUGAUAUUGAGAUUGCUCUCGACGAACAAUAUGGAGCUCUUCCGUUACCUUUCACUGGCAUGGACAAAUCAAUUGCCGCAGUAUGCCAGUUUUAUCCGAAAGGCAGUUGUAAUAAAGGAGCUUCGUGUCCUUUCAGACAUGUUCGAGGCGAUCGUACGAUAGUAUGUAAACAUUGGUUAAGAGGUCUUUGCAAGAAGGGUGAUCAGUGUGAAUUUCUGCAUGAAUAUGAUAUGACGAAAAUGCCAGAAUGCUAUUUUUAUUCUAGAUUCAAUGCAUGUCACAAUAAAGAAUGCCCAUUCUUACACAUCGAUCCGGAGACAAAAGUCAGAGAUUGUCCAUGGUACGACCGUGGUUUUUGUAGGCAUGGUCCUUUAUGUCGGCAUCGACAUGUCAGACGUGUUCUGUGUAUGGCUUAUUUAGCAGGUUUUUGUCCAGAAGGGCCAAAUUGUAAAUUUAUGCAUCCAAGAUUCGAAUUACCGGCAAUACAAGAUAUGCAACCAAAGGAGGGCAAAAAAGUUAUGAUCACGUGUCACUUUUGUGGAGAAGGAGGUCAUAAAGCGAUUUAUUGCAACAAAAUGCCACCCGAUGUACGGGAAGCUCAAGUUAGACAGGAGCUCGACAAUGAUUCUCGUACAUCGCAUCAUCAUAUGAAUAUACAUAAUGGACCACCUCCGUCACGAGGGCCGCAAAAACCACUCGAAGAAGUGACGUGUUACAAAUGUGGACAGAAAGGUCAUUAUGCUAAUAAAUGUCCAAAAGGUCAUUUAGCAUUUUUGAGCCAUGCAAGUAUUCAUGCAAGUGGAGGUGGCGGACAAAAUCAAAAUUAUCGGAGAUGAUUUUCUUUGUUUUAUUUAUGUAACAUGGAUAUUGUGAUGCUACUUUAUCUCAUUAUUAUCUUUAAAAAUUUCUAUUAUACAAUAAAAUAAUUUAUCAUAUGUAUCAA